GACUAUAUAGGUGGUGGACAGUUAACCGAAGGCGGGAUUCUGGUGAAGUGGCCUUCUUCAGUUGGUAUCCACACUGCAGUGGUUUUCUCAGAGAUGUGGCUGUCUUUGUCUCAAGCCCACUCCUGGACCCUCCUGCUGCCGCUCCUAUCGAGCAUGCUUCUGUGGGAGAAUGUGGCGUGUGUGCCCAUGUGUAAAGCGGUAAAUGGGCGAUGCCAGUUGACGCUCGAGUACUUGUUUAAUCAAGCCCGUGGCGUGUCUAAGAGCACCAAGCGCCUCACUUCGGAAAUACUCAAUGAGUUCGACAAAGAGUAUGCCAAAGGUCCAGGCAUCAAGGACAAAAUUCCCCUGCUAUGCUACAACUAUUCCCUCCCUGUUCCAGAUAACACGACAGAAGACCAAGAGAUUCAGCCUGAGGUCCUUCUGAAAGAGACCAUAGGUAUGUUGACUGUCUGGAACAACACCCUGAGGCAUGUAAUAACAGAUAUUGCUGAUCUGGAGUCAAUCCCCGGUGUUGGUGCUUUCAUUUCUAAAAUCAGAGAGACAGUUUCAAAAUUAACAAGACUCGCGGGACUACUACAGGAAGUCAAGUCAUUACGCAACCUGAUUCGUCUUGAAUUUGAGGAAGAUGCAGAUGACCUUACCACAAAUGGACUGCCAUCUUUACAUCUGUUAGACAAUUCUCCUUUAUUUUUCUACCAUGUCCUCCUUGGCUGCAUGAAUUAUAAUGCAGAAAGGAUCGCCAUUCAUGUCAAUAUCUUGAGAUGUCAAAUGAUGCCCAGAAAAUGCUAAGUCUGCAUUCUAUUUAUUCUGAAAUGCUCAGAAACAGAACAAUGCUACAGUGACUCAUCCCUCCAAACAUUUUUGUACAAUUUAUGCCUUUUCCAUGUCUACUGAUGAAUUCUUGGGCUGUUAAAAACUAAUGCUUUAAAAAAUAUCACGUCUGAAAACAUAAAUUUGUAACUGUUUUUUUUGUCAAUUUACUAACAAACAUAUCAAAGGCAUUG
Molecule: messenger RNA, 1004 nt
Organism: Alexandromys fortis (reed vole)
Lineage: Eukaryota; Metazoa; Chordata; Mammalia; Rodentia; Cricetidae
Product: prolactin-5A1-like
Exons: 5
Coding region: 94-789 (231 amino acids)
Biological process (GO): mammary gland development; response to nutrient levels; positive regulation of receptor signaling pathway via JAK-STAT
Cellular component (GO): extracellular region
Molecular function (GO): hormone activity; prolactin receptor binding
Source: RefSeq, a predicted model, not a curated record